This is a messenger RNA of Chara braunii, 829 nucleotides long. Lineage: Eukaryota; Viridiplantae; Streptophyta; Charophyceae; Charales; Characeae. The record is from the annotation of a GenBank genome assembly.
ACGGAGAGUGUUCAAGAAGAAUAGCACGACUAUCCAGGGAGAUAGCUUUAUGAGGAGGCCGGGUGAUGGAGCAAACGAGGAUGGAGGAGGGGGAGGAUGCUGGAGGCAACCGAGCUGGAGCAAGGCCACCUCCGGGACCGCCGGAACAAACUGACUUCUGGGAGGAUGAAGAUCGGAUUAGAUCCUUGAUGUCGAUGUGCUACGAUGACGGGGUAUAUCCAACGGAUCUUGACCACGAAGAGAUGCAAAUUCAAGGAAGAGAGGUUAGCUUUAAAUUAAACACAUCUCUGGACGAGAUCAAGGUGAAGUGGCUCAAGGAAAGGAUGGUUUCAGUUAUCUUCAAGGAGAACGCAAGAUUCUUGGCCCAGAAAGUCAAGGAUGACAUAAUUCGCGCAUUGGAAGAUAGAUGGGUGUUAGGCAGUGAGCGCUUCACGGCAGAGGCAAGAAGAGGAAGAAUCAAGAUAGAGGGCCCUUAUGCGCUCUCCUAUGUGGCAAAGUCAAGAGAAGUCGUAGCGUUCAUGAUAAGCGAAGGAGGAGUGGACAUCCCGCUAAGAAAUGUGGAGUACAAAGUUCAGUUCAAGCCUUGGAUGACGAAGGCGGAAUUUAAGGACCUACGAAGGCAAGAGGACAAGCGUACAUUCUGGGUGUUGGCCAUCCAGGUACCCCUAGAUGUUUAUGCGCAGAUUCAGAAGGCGAUGGCAAGAUUGCGAGGCCCACCCUCUGGAUGCAGAUCCUUUGAGACCAGCGUUAGUUAACGCCCGCUUCGAUAUUCACUCGGAGGCAAGAGGAACAUGAGGGACAAGAUGACAGUGUUCACAUCCAAGGGCGA